CUUUUUUGAGGCACAAAGUGGAGCAUUGUGCAAUGCAUACUCAUACGCUUUCACACCAAUAUUCACUACUACUGCUUCCUUUGCUUCUCAUCUUCUUCUCUGCCCCUUAUUCUAAAGCAGCUUAUAAUAUUCCAAAGCUCAGUCCACUGUUUAGAACAGUUCUUCAAGACCCCAAUACCCUAUCAACAUCAAUUUCAGAGGACUUGGAAACCUUUUUUUACUCACAAACACUUGAUCACUUCAACUACAGACCCGAAAGCUAUACCACUUUUAAACAAAGAUAUGUCAUCAAUUCCAAAUACUGGGGUGGUGCAAAUGAAAAUGCACCAAUAUUUGCUUAUCUUGGUGCAGAAGCACCUUUAGAUGACGAUCUAACUGGUAUUGGGUUUCUCAAUGAAAAUGCCCCCCGCUUUAAAGCUCUACAAGUCUAUAUAGAGCAUCGGUUCUAUGGAAAAUCGGUUCCAUUCGGAUCGUUUGAAGAGGCAAUCAAAAACCAUAGUAUUCGUGGCUAUUUCAACUCGGCUCAAGCUAUAGCAGAUUAUGCAAAAGUAUUGAUGUACCUCAAGAAAAAAUUGUCGGCCCAAAAUUCUCCAAUUAUUGUCAUUGGAGGAUCUUAUGGGGGAAUGCUUGCUUCAUGGUUUCGACUGAAGUAUCCACAUAUCGCUCUUGGUGCUUUGGCUUCAUCAGCUCCAAUUCUUUACUUCGACGACCUCACUCCACAAAACGGAUAUUAUUCCCUUGUCACCAAGGAUUUCAAAGAAGUUAGUGAGAACUGCUACAAAACCAUUAAAGAAUCAUGGUCUGAGAUUGAUAAAGUCGCUUCUAUGUCCAAUGGCCUUUCAGUCCUCAGCAAAAGAUUCAAGACUUGCAAGCACUUGAACAAUUCUUCAGAGCUCAAGGACUACUUAGAUUCAAUGUAUGCCACAGCUGCUCAAUACAAUCAGCCACCGGAAUAUCCGGUGACGAAGGUCUGUGGCGGCAUCGACGGAGCUUCUGAAGGAAGUGAUAUUCUUGGCCGGAUAUUCGCCGGUGUUGUAGGUUAUAAAGGGAAUUGGUCAUGCUAUGAUACAGGUCAAUACAUCUAUCCUGAUGAAACAAAUGUGGGAUGGGGAUGGCAAACUUGUAGUGAAAUGGUGAUACCCAUCGGCCGUGGUAGAAACGACACCAUGUUCCCGCCAUCACCGUUUGAUUUCAAACAGUAUUCUGAUCACUGUAAAAGCUUAUACGACGUCCCACCUCGACCUCAUUGGGUUACAACUUAUUAUGGAGGCCAAAGUAUAAAAUUGGUGCUCCAUAGGUUUGCUAGCAACAUCAUCUUCUCCAAUGGCUUGAGAGACCCUUAUAGUAGUGGAGGGGUGUUAGAAGAUUUAUCAGACAGUCUGUUGGCAAUCUACACCGUUAAUGGAUCGCAUUGCUUGGAUAUUCUUCCAGCAGAUGUAAGUGACCCACAGUGGUUGAUCAAACAACGAAAGAUAGAGGUGGAGAUCAUGGAAGGAUGGAUAAAAAAGUACUAUGCUGAUCUUCUUGCUCUCAAGAAAUAGAACAAUGUCCAAUCAUUUAUGGAUAAUUAUGUGAUCGACCCAUUUCAGCCACUGAUUAAAUAAAAUGAAAAUUGUCA
This is a messenger RNA of Ilex paraguariensis (yerba mate), 1618 nucleotides long. The record is from the annotation of a GenBank genome assembly. NCBI's taxonomy places the organism in Eukaryota, Viridiplantae, Streptophyta, Magnoliopsida, Aquifoliales, Aquifoliaceae.